This is a messenger RNA of Brugia pahangi, 1098 nucleotides long. The record is from the annotation of a GenBank genome assembly. Lineage: Eukaryota; Metazoa; Nematoda; Chromadorea; Rhabditida; Onchocercidae.
AUGGUGUGCUCAGUGGAUGAAAGGAGACAAUCGAAAGGUGUCAUUCGCCGUCGCACAAUUCAAAGCGACUUUCGAGCUCCUAUUGGAAAAAAAUUUGUUCACAAAACAGUAGAAAAGUCAGGUAAAGCGGUAGCAAAAUAUUCCGAACCACAGAAAAAAAAGACAAUAUACGAGCUAUGGGCUGACCAGGUGAUUGAUAUGGGUGUUAGGAACAUAAGACGAGAAUUCGUCACUACUAUAAGAACAUAUAAUCCGUCUGGUACGACAAAUGCAUGGGAAGCUGACAAAAAUUAUGACAAAAACCGGUUCGAAGAUAUCAAACUGCUGGACAAAACAAGAGUAGUACUCAAGAAUACGCCCAAUAAUGAUGACUACUACCAUGCUUCAUACGUACAAAUUGGCGAAAAUAUUAAUUUCAUUUGCGCACAAGGACCGCUGCCAAAUACUAUUGAAGAUUUUUGGUGUAUGGUUAUACAAGAAGAUUCAAAGGUUAUAAUACAAUUAUGUCAAUGGACUGAGGAGGGCAAAACUCAAUGUGCGGAAUAUUUCCCGAGUAGUGAUUGGGAGUGGAAAGAUUACGGAUCCGUUCGUGUUAAAAUUAUCGAAAAAACUUCACCUAUGACACAACUUCGAAAAGUCUAUCGAACAAAAAUACAAGCUAUUUACAAGGAUAAAAAACACGAAGUGCUACAUUUAUUGUAUGGUGGUUGGCCCGAUCAUUUUGUAGCUGAGUCAACACCGAUAUGUCGUGAAAUACGAAUGCUUGCUCUCAAAUUUUCCGAAAAAAAGCCUAUAAUUGUACAUUGCAGUGCCGGAAUUGGAAGAACGGGCACAUUUGCAGCCAUAUUUAUGGCAGUUGAUCGUCUUAAACAUAAUGAAAAUCUUUCAAUUCCUGAUAUUGUUAAAGAAUUACGUGAUCAGCGAAUGCAUGCGGUGCAGAAUGAUCAGCAGUAUUUAUUUAUCUAUCGGAUGGUCAUCGAGAUUCUGCUGGCAGAGGAUCUGUUAAUUAAAAGUCCAGAGAUAAUAUCGUUGAUCAAGGAAUAUGACGAUCUUAUUGCGCGGAAACGUCAAGAAAGAAACCAAAAAAGUAAAAAGUGA